AUGUCCACAGUUAAAACAUCCGUCGUUCUCGAGGCGGGACCAAAUACCGACAUCUGGAAGAAGCCGCCGACGACGAAUAUUUGGACCGCACCCAUCUCCCACACGUCCUCGGGCCUCUUGAAGAAGUUCAAAUCGGCCCGCGUCACCUUCUGGGCUGACUGGACAGAGCGGUACGACCAAGGAGGUCUGCUCCUCGUACCCAAGCGGCGCUCGUCCGCCCACAUCUCUCCGCCCGAGAAAUGGAUCAAGACGGGCGUCGAGUACUACGUUGGGCGGCCGCAGCUGAGCACCGUAAGCACCGACCGCUUUGCGGACUGGAGCGUGGCGCCCCUGACGCUCUCGGAAGGAGAGCCCGAUCCCGCGAAGGUAGGCGGGGUCACCAUCGAGAUCGCGCGCGAGGGCGACGAGCACGGCAAGAGCUUCUGGGUGUACCGGCUCGUGCUGGACGCGAACGGCGGCGUCGUCGAGAAGAUUCCCCUGCGGGAGAUCUGCUGGGUGCUCGCGGACGAGGACGAGGCCGGCGGCGAGGAAUGGCUUCUAGACGUAAGCCCGCUGGUGGCUCGGCCGGAGAAAAACGCGACCGGCUCGCUCAAGGUCGAUUUCAAGACUUUCGAGGUUCAGUGGACGUCGUGA
This is a messenger RNA of Daldinia childiae, 633 nucleotides long. RefSeq lists its product as uncharacterized. The record is from RefSeq and is a predicted model, not a curated record. The transcript is spliced from 2 exons. NCBI's taxonomy places the organism in Eukaryota, Fungi, Ascomycota, Sordariomycetes, Xylariales, Hypoxylaceae. The coding region runs from base 1 to 633 and encodes 210 amino acids.